AUGUGUACAGAAAAAGUCGGCCCUAUAUACUUGAUUUAAAGCAGAAGGAGACAGAUACUAGCUGCAAUUAGCAACAGUGUUUCUUUUUAUGAGUUUUAGCUCUUCCUAUCCUAUCUCUUCCCAGGUCUUCUAUGGCAUUGAUUGGAUAGACACAUACCAGCUUUCACAGUGCAAGGGAAUAGGGUUCCCCAAACCUCUUAAAAGCACCCUAGCAUGAGAGCAAUUGAAAUAAACCAGACAAAAUUCUGACUGCAUCUUUCACAAGAAGUGCAAACUGUCAAUGCCUGGUGAUGACCGAGAAAUACAGACCACACUGUGCAAUAAUGCAGUUGGUAUAUCUUUAAACUGGAGGGAUCGCUACCAGUUAAUACGGCAGAAGUACAGAUUUUACAAAACUCUUUUCUGGAGCCCUGGAAUGGAGAUGGUUAAUGGCCUCAAGCUGCCAAAGAGUAGGAUUGGGAUGUGAAUUUCCUCAUGCUUCACUUCCAGAUGAGACGGGUACAGCUUGUUUAGUAGGGGACUACUCACACAAUAAAGGAGAUGGACAGGAGCUUGGGCCAGGUACUGCCCAAUGUUCCUUCUGCCUAAAGCACCUCCUGCCCAUUCUUCCAUUGUCACUGCCUCCUAGGGAAGGUGUGAUCAAAAAGAAAACUUUAAAGGGAAUUCGGCCCAGUUUUUUCACACACACAGAUUCCUUUUUAACAUUUUAUAGUUUAAUAAUGAGUCAGGCCACUUUAAUGCUACUUAUGGCAGAGACUGAAACGCUUCCAUUAUUUUCACAGUGACCUCUGCAGUGUUUAAGCAAAAUCACUUCCGGAAUGUAUGCCAGUUAGAUGUGCUGACCUAUUGCUAUUAAGUCAUUUGAGGUCACUGUUAAAUUUGUGUUAAAGUGCAAGUUUGAAGCUGGGAUAUGUAUUGAUUUUGGUUGUCUGUUGGAGACAGGCUUUCACUUCUAUCAACGGUGUUGUAUGAAGAUGGAAAGGAAUGUAAAAGUCUGUCCUCUUAAAUUAUGGAAACAAAAAGUUAGGGUUUUGGGUGGAGGGAGUGUGUCCUGUUCCAACCUUACCUGCUACUAAACAUAGUUCUUGUUCGCUAAUCUAGUUUUCAUCCUUUCCAUUGAAUGGAGAGCAUUGAGCUUGUUUGCCAGAUUAGAAAUAGAAUCAUUUUGUUGUUCAUGAUUAAAAUUUGUAGCAUAUCAAGCCCUGUUUCUUACAGACAAACCGAACAGUGGUGGAGAAGUGAUUGAAAAGCUGGCUCACAAGUGUUGGGGGAUAGCAUUUUUUCGUGACUUCUUUGCAAAGGAGGGAAUCACAAGUCAGGAGGAGGCAGUCACUAUGAAGAUCCCAGGGGCGUUGGUGGCUUUGUUGCUCCUGGGGGAAGCGGUGUCUCAAAGCAAACGUAAUUCCAAAGCUCACGUGAAGACUCCUGCCCAGAAUCGAAAGGGCCCUAACCCAAGUGGGGAACUGGAGCACACUGCUGCUGAGGAAGAUGUCUUUGUGGGAGUUCUUCCUCCUAUGGAAGAUGCCUUGGCAUCACAGCUCAGAAGUGCCUCACUCACUCCUUGGCAUGCUCAGAAGGCACCUGAGGACAUGAAACUUUUCUUUCUGAAGAACCCCCUGGUCACCUGCAAUGAUGGGACAACAGCUGGGUAUUACUUAAGGGAGCACAAAGGGAGCAAGAGAUGGAUAAUAUUCUUAGAAGGUGGCUGGUGCUGUUAUAAUAAAGAAACAUGUGAUACCAGAUAUAAAAAUAUCUGUCGCUUAAUGAGCUCAUCUGAGUGGCCUCAAACAAAGAAAGGGACAGGCAUUUUGUCUUCCCAGAUGGAGGAGAGCCCUCACUGGUGGAAUGCCAAUGCAGUGUUUGUGCCUUACUGCUCGAGUGAUAUCUGGAGUGGAACUUUGCCCAAGUCACGGCAAGCAGACUAUGCCUUCAUGGGAUCGCUAAUUAUCCAGGAGGUGAUUAAAGACCUGGUUCCUAAGGGAAUUAAGCAAGCUAAAGUGGUCCUGCUUGCUGGGGAAAGUGCUGGUGGGACUGGUGUGUUACUGAACCUGGAGAGGGUGGCAGCCCUUCUGGAGGAGCUGGAAGCUGAGGCAGUCCAGGUCAGAGGACUUGUUGACUCUGGCUGGUUCCUGGACAUUAAACAUCCAAGACAAUCUAACUGUUCAGAUGCUGCCUCUUGUGCCCCACUGGGUGCAAUCAAGAAAGGACUCAGGAUGUGGAAUGGAAUCCUUCCAGAAAAAUGUAAACAGCAGUUCAAGAGAGUUAACAAGUGGCAGUGCUUCCUUGGAUAUAGAUUGUAUUCGUCCUUGCAAUCUCCAGUUUUUGUGGUUCAGUGGCUGUUUGAUGAGGAACAGCUGAAAUUAGAAAAUAUCCAUCUUGGAAGUCAGUUCCUAACGGAAAAUCAAUGGAACUACCUACAAAACCUUGGGCGAGAACUUAGGAACUCAUUACGUGUUGUCCCAGCUGUGUUUGCCCCUGCAUGUCUGUCUCACAUGCUGAUUACAAAAAGUUACUGGCUGGAAUUUCAAGUAAAGGGCAUUUCUUUGGCCAGAGCCUUGCAGUGCUGGGAGAAGAGCCUUCAAGACAGCAAUAAAGCCCCAAAGAUCCCCAUGAGAAGUUGUCCCUUCCAUCUGAUUGAUAACUGUCCAUGGCCCCAUUGCAACCCCAUCUGCUCAGUUCUGCAUGACCACGGCACAGGCCAAGAAGUGAACUUCAUGCAGACUUUAUUCAGGAUGAGGCUUGAUGUCCACAGGAAAGCUCAGGAGCUCAAAUCAGGCCCCAGUCAACUGGCAAUGCUCAGUAAUGGUGGCUAAUGCAUAAUCCAUGUGGGUUAAUUGUAGCUUAGUGUCAAACAAUGCUGAGGUUGAGCAAAAGUCAAGGGUUUCCGUAGAGUUUAGGCACCUAUUGGGAUGUUAUGGUUGUAA
Molecule: messenger RNA, 2924 nt
Organism: Malaclemys terrapin pileata
Lineage: Eukaryota; Metazoa; Chordata; Testudines; Emydidae
Product: palmitoleoyl-protein carboxylesterase notum2-like
Molecular function (GO): hydrolase activity
Source: RefSeq, a predicted model, not a curated record